Molecule: messenger RNA, 1341 nt
Organism: Apis mellifera (honey bee)
Lineage: Eukaryota; Metazoa; Arthropoda; Insecta; Hymenoptera; Apidae
Product: FMRFamide receptor
Biological process (GO): G protein-coupled receptor signaling pathway
Cellular component (GO): membrane
Molecular function (GO): G protein-coupled receptor activity
Source: RefSeq, marked provisional
AUGGUGGACAUAACGACUGCUACUUCAGAACUACAAUAUCAAAAUACUAGUCAAUUAUCGACAAAUUUAUCGAUCGAGAAUACGAGAAAACCACUUGUGUGUGGUUCAGACAAACAAGAAAUCAAUUCGAGCGGUCUCUUCGAUUUCAUUAUUUAUGGUAUACUAGUAAAUUUGAUCGGAAUUUUUGGAAUAUUUGGCAACGCAAUCUCGAUGAUCAUUCUUUCGAGGCCGCAAAUGAAAUCAUCGAUUAAUUAUUUACUAAUUGGUCUAGCCAGAUGCGACACUAUGUUAAUUAUCAUUUCGAUAUUGAUUUAUGGCUUAAUCGCAAUUUACACAUACACUGGCCUGCUGUUCGACUAUAGGUUCAUCGUCUACCCGAAGAUAGUCCGAUUCUUAUAUCCACUAUCAUGUAUGGCACAUAUAGCAACAGUAUAUUUGACCCUGACUGUAACACUUGAGAGGUAUAUCGCAGUAUGUCAUCCCUUACAAGCUAGAUCUUUUUGUACAUAUGGACGAGCUCGAUUAGCUGUGGCGAUUAUUUUGAUAUUUUCCUUUUUUUACAAUUUACCAAAAUUUUGGGAAGUAGAAUACUACCCAGAAACUCACUGGAAAUAUAAUAUUACCAUAUAUUGCGUGUAUCCAGCUGAUUUAAGAAGCAACAAUUUAUAUGUCACACUUUACGUCCACUGGAUGUAUUUCUUUAUUUGUUACCUUUUUCCUUUCCUUGCUUUAGUGAUCUUCAAUGUAGCUAUUUAUCGAAGGGUGAGAAAAGCGAACAGAGAUUUGCAACAACUUUCACGACAUCAGAGACGCGAAAUUGGAUUGGCAACGAUGUUACUUUGUGUAGUGAUAGUUUUCCUAAUUUGCAACAUCCUACCGCUUGCCUCAAAUAUUCACGAGACUUUUCUCAACGAUCCGCCACUUUGGCUGGUACAGACAGGCAAUCUUCUUGUGACAAUUAAUAGUAGUAUCAAUUUCAUUAUCUACGUGAUCUUCGGUAGAAAAUUCAAGAGGAUAUUCCUAAAGUUAUUUUGCAGUUCAAAACUAUUCGGACCUGGAAGAGAUAGUCCAGAAUUCCAUUAUGACGAAUCAAUCGUCACUAAUAUGACCAAUAUAGAAUUAAGAAACUCUAUCAGACAUUAUCACCUUAACAGAUCGAGUACUAUCAAUAGAAAUAACAAUAUUUCAAAUGGUAGUACACGACAGAGUGUCAAAAUGUCGGGAAGACCUGCCAGUCCAGGACCUUGUAUUUAUUAUCCUGCAAGAAGUCCUAGUCAGAUGUCCAGAACAUCGAACACGCAAAAUGGAUGGAAUAAAAAAGAUGUGGAUUCUACGCUAUAA